Molecule: messenger RNA, 2821 nt
Organism: Frankliniella occidentalis (western flower thrips)
Lineage: Eukaryota; Metazoa; Arthropoda; Insecta; Thysanoptera; Thripidae
Gene: Achl
Exons: 1
Coding region: 178-2277 (699 amino acids)
Biological process (GO): RNA processing
Cellular component (GO): nucleus
Molecular function (GO): mRNA binding
Source: RefSeq, a predicted model, not a curated record
UCAACCGCAGCUCGCACGCCGUGUCGCACCGUGCGCCGCGCAGGCAGGUCAAACACUCGCGCGAACCUCCCCGCCAACGCGCCAGCGCCACCCGCGAGUGCGAUGCGCCAGUGAGUGAGAACGGAGAGCGAAGCAGAAGCAGGAGCGCGUUCUGAUUUCGUAGCCGCCUCAGCCCCGAUGGAGACGGACCAGAUCCUGUCCAGGACGUCGCUCAAGCCCACGGCGCCCGAGUUCGUGCCUUCGUCGGCGCCGACAGCGACGGCACCCGCCGGCACAAUGGACGCCGUCAAGGAGGUCCCGGUGCCCGACAGCCCCGACGACUCGGACGACGACGUGCAUGUGGUGCUGCGCCCCACCGGCGAGGUGCCCUUCAGGCCGCCGCCGAUGCAGCACCGUGACACCACCGACAGCCUCGCGUCCACGGAUAGCGAGCGCUCCGUGGACAGCCCCGUGCGUGACAAGGACGACAGCGCCAACCUGGGCGACCGUUCAGACUCGGGCUCCGAGGCGGGGGUGAGCGACGCCGAGGACCGUAAGGUCGUCACAGAGUCCAACAAGAACUCGGCUGCCAACGCCGACGACGACCUUCCACCGUUCGACCCUCCGGACGAAGAACUGUCGCGCCGCAUUGUGGACCAGGUCGAGUUUUACUUCUCAGACGUGAACAUAACCAAAGACGCGUUUCUGCUGAAGCACGUGAAGCGCAACAAGGAGGGCUACGUCAGCCUCAAGCUCAUCUCGAGCUUCAAGAGAGUCAAGCACAUUGCUCGGGACUGGCGCGUGGUGGCAUUCGCCCUCAAGCAGUCCACAAAGCUGGAGAUCAACGAAGCCGGCACCAAGCUGCGGCGCGUUGACCCACUGCCCGCGUACGACCAGACCACGCCGUCACGCACUGUGGUGGCCAUCAACCUGCCCCACGACAAGCCCACCAUCGAGAGCGUGGCCGAGCUGUUCCGCUGCUGCGGGGACAUCGCCCUCGUGCGCAUCCUCCGCCCGGGCAACCCCAUCCCGGCGGACGUGCGCGCCUUCGUGACCAAGCACCCCGAGAUGCACGGCGUGGUGUCCGCGCUCGUCGAGUUCGUCCGCACCGAGUCGGCGCUCACCGCCGUGGCCAAGCGCGACUGGGACUGGCGCUACUCCGCCGGCGACCUGAGCGGCAUGCGCGUCCUCGAGCUGAACGCGCCGCCCGCGGCCGCGCCGCCCGCCAAGAAGCGCGCCGCCAACAAGAAGAACAUCCUCGGCAAGGAACCGCAGUCGGAGUACGCGUCCGGCUCCGAGGCAGAGGGCGAGCACCAGCGCUAUAUCCGCUCGCUGCAGCAGCGCAGAGGCUCCUCGCCCCUCGACUGUCAGCCCGGCAAGCACUGGCUGCAGCGCCGGUACUCGCGGGACUCGGGCUGCGAGGACGGCUACUACGGCUACCACCGCGCGCCCAGCUCGGGCUCGCUGUACGGCUCGGGCUCCGAGUACUCGCGCAGCCGCUCCAACUCGGCGGCCUCGUUCGACCUGCCGGUGGGCACGGCGCUGGGCCCGCGCCGCAUGUCGGCCGGCUGGGACUCGGGCUCCGAGUCGUGCUGCUCAGGCCGGUCCUCGCGCUCCAACAGCGCCGCCUUCAUCCUGGACGGCGUCCACGGCCACGGCAUCACCGCACUGCGCCGCUGCUCCGGCAAGGACUCGGACUCGGACGGCUACGGCUCCUUCCGGUCCAGGAAGAGCUCGGGCGGCUCGGACCUCAGCAGCCGCAGGGACAGCGGCGCGUCCACGGGGCCCUGCUACCUGGGCGGGCGGCGUGGCAGCGGCGCCUCGACGGGCAGCGGCGUGCUCGAGGAGGAGGUGUUCCUGGGCCGCCGCGGCUCCGGCCACCACCAGGGCGGCCACCACCUGGAGCACCAGCUGCUGCGGCGCAUGGCGGCGCUCGGCCUGGGCGGCGAGCACCACGGUGGUCACGGUGCCCACGGCCACCACCACCACCACGACUGCUGCUCGUGCGCCUGCUCGCGGCCGCCGCCGCCGCUUCACGACCACCACCACGUGCCGCCCUCCCCGGGCGGCUUCGGACCGCGGCGCAACUCCGGCGACCUCUCCAGGAAGCCGGCCGUCCUCUUCGCGGCUGCCGCAGCCGCGGCGGCCUCCGCCUCGCAGCCGUCUGUCGUCGGCGAGCACGCCGCUGUCCGGAGGCUGUCGGGCGCCGGCGUCCCCGAGAACAUCAUGCGGUUGCCACGGGGACCUGACGGCGGCCGCGGCUUCACCCGCGAGAACGACAUCCCGGAGGUGUGCUAGUGUAUACCCUGUACUGCCGGGGAGGGCCAGUUGCCACGCCGGCCUCCCCUCCCCGACGAGGCCGGUGUCGCCCUCGUCCUGUAACGACUCCAAACUGUAAGGUACGGGAGCCCUGGCGUCCCUGAACGUCGCGUCCGCCCCGCCGGUACCAACAUCGCCUGAAAUUUAUCGCACGCGCAGUGCCGCCAACUGUCCAUCCGUGAAAUAUGGCGUAGGCGUCGCUCUCUCCCGUGCGGACGGGACGGCCGCUGAUGACGAGCGAAGGACCUUCACGCGAGGAGUGUUGUGUUGUUACUCGAUCAGUAGUACAGUAACGCGUUUAGCAGUAAGUCCAGCCUGUAUAGUCAGUAUAGUGCCAAUGGACGCAGCUCGGCGAGGAGGUGCGGCGGCCUUCCUGGCCGCGGUCUCCUCGGGCUGCGCGGCCACUGGAGAGUGACGGCGCCGGGGUGGGCUUUCCCUCCAUUCGGACCGCUUAACCCGCGAAGGUCUCUGAAUUAGGAAAGCAAGGAGGGUCGCGGACGACGACGUCCUUAGAGGCGGAAGG